GAGCCGGUUAGUCGCACCGAUCUGCGCAGACGCUGACGAACGUACAAGAAGUACUCGCGCAUUUGUAUCACUAGCAGUUCGUUUUAGUGUAGUCGAGAGUUUGGUUCGUUCGAUUAUCGAAGUACGAGUGUACCUUGUUUUAUAAAACUCUCUUGCGUGAAAGCUCAAGGAGAACCUGCUACCUUCCUGUUGAGGUAUUCCAACUGAAUUACGUACAUUGAACAUGGGAGGAAUCCAGCAACAGCAGUGGACCCCAACAAAGCGACGAGGUCCCAUUGCAGCAGAAUAUUCAAGUCCAGGACCAGCUUGUGUUACAUUGCCAAAUCUUAUAGGAGUUUCAUCAGUUCCUGACUCGAAGCGUGGCCGUGCACCGGCAUUCAGUUUUGGAAGCAGACACGGAAAUAAAAAUGACAGCCCUGGCCCAGGACCCGGCCAGUACAAUGUCACUGGACUCAGUGCAAAAGGUAAGGACAACCCCUUAGCUGCCACUCUUCACAGCCGACCAAAGGAAGUACGGGCUGAUCUCACACCUGCACCAGGCGACUACAAUCUUGAGAAGUCCGAAGGCAUUAUGCAUGACACUUCUCCCAAAUACACGUUUGGCCUCAAGACACAGGUGGAGAAGCCGAGUCAAACCCCAGCACCAAAUGUUUACAACAUCCCAACUGUUCUUGGGCACACAAAAGAGGGUAACAAGAAACAGGCCCCCGCAUUUACAAUUUCUGGGAGGCAAAAAGUACCAUUAGAUGACCGUGUUCUGACUCCAGGGCCUGGGUCAUACAAUAAUGCUAAGGCUGACAACUACAAAGCAAAGGCACCAGCAUACUCCAUCAGCUCUCGCUACCAGAUGCCUUCUGAUUCAACAAUGAAACCAGGCCCAGGUGCGCACUCCCCAGAGAAGGCAAGGUUGGAUAACCUCCCAGCACAUACAUUUGGGAUCAAGCAUUCACCCUAUGCUGGCUGCCUUAAAGACAAUGCGUGGUAGAAUGGAAUCAAGUAGCGAGAAAUCAUCAGCUGCUAUCGCAUUGUUCCAUCAUUCAUCGUCUCAUAAUACAAAAGCUUUUCUGUUGUCUGAGUCUUAAUUCAUCAUUUAUAUGUGCCUCACUAAUAAUUGCAGAAUACCAACUUGAUUAUUCUGUAAUCUAAUUAGACAAUAAGAAAAAUGUUGCACAAUUUUAAAAUUGGAACAAGAGAAAAUGAAUGACUGAUAUGAACUAUUUCUGAAUCUUCAGUUUGUAUAUUAACAUUCUUCACUGUAGAAAAAUAAAGGUGUAAUUAUGAAAGUUAACUGCUUUGAAAUGGUAACUUAAAUUAUAUGAAUUUCUUGCCAUUAUGCAGUAAAAAUUUAAAAUCAUUCUUCUCAAGAUAUCUGUCUUCUGGGUUUAGCACCAUAGAGUCUGAUAGAAGUUUACCAAUGUUUCAGAGGUCCUUGCCACCUCCAUCAUCAGGGCAAAGAAGGUGGGAGGAUAAUAUACAUAAUACAUAGUCAUCAAAAUAGAGCACCCUAGUAGGAUUUGAGGUUCCCAUGGUGGUCCCCCUAAUGAUGGAGGUAGCAAGGACCUCUGAAACAUCGGUAAACUUCUACCAGGCUACGUCCCUGAAGAUGCCAUCUUCAGACUCACUGCCGUGAAAACCUCAAAUCCGACUUCUAAUUUCAGUACAUAUGACAUGGAAUAUCACAGCUUGUGAAUUUAUGUAUUACUUGUAACUUAGAACAUGGGUGAGGCAAUCCAACUCAUUUGCCAACAAAGUGUCAAAUUUAAUUAUUUUUUAGUUUUAUUUGUAAUAUUAAAAUAUAAUUAUGCCAGUCACAAUGGCUGCAUGGUCUGAGACGUGGGCCUUGUGCCGCCUGGACACUGGGACCGUGGGUUCAAAUCCCACUCAAGGCAUGUAUGUUUGUCCGCGUCUCUCUGUGUUGUGCUGUCCUGUGCAUAGGUAGAGGCCUUGUGAUGGGCCGAUCACUCGUCCAAGGAGUCCUACCAAAUGUCUAAUACAUCAUGCAAACCUCCAAAAAGAGAGGAAAAAAGCAGACCCUGCCAAAGCGGGACAAAUGCUAAAGAAAAAGAAGAUUAAAAUAUAAUUAUGCCUGAAAUACCCUGGGUUUGCAUUGAGCUGCAAAAGUCUAUGUAUUGAAAUUUUGCAGAAAAUAUUUAAGAGAGAACCAAGUGUUAAAUGUAAAUAAAAAAAUUAUGAAAAUCA
Messenger RNA from Zootermopsis nevadensis, 2199 nucleotides. NCBI's taxonomy places the organism in Eukaryota, Metazoa, Arthropoda, Insecta, Blattodea, Termopsidae. The record is from RefSeq and is a predicted model, not a curated record.